This is a messenger RNA of Dicentrarchus labrax (European seabass), 1329 nucleotides long. It is a transcript of the gene hmgn1a, whose product is annotated as Non-histone chromosomal protein HMG-14A-like. NCBI's taxonomy places the organism in Eukaryota, Metazoa, Chordata, Actinopteri, Moronidae. Bases 168 to 515 code for a protein of 115 amino acids. Gene Ontology annotation, cellular component: chromatin; nucleus. The transcript is spliced from 6 exons. Gene Ontology annotation, molecular function: nucleosomal DNA binding. The record is from RefSeq and is a predicted model, not a curated record.
UCCGGUUUGAGCUAGUUCUAGUACUGGUCGGACGUUUAUGUUAAGUUACAGACUGUUCUGGAGGUGUAGGCUGAGGUGUAGGGACAGUUUUCCUCAACUGUAAAAGGCUGUGUUAUUCUCUUUUUAUAUCUACCUUAAAAAAUCUCUGCCGUACAACCUAAGCAACAAUGGGAAGGAAGAAAUCUACCGGCGAUGCAGAUGCAAGUGUGGAGCCAAGGAGAAAGUCUCAGAGGUUGUCACAAAAAGAGACAGAGCCAAAACCACAGCCAGAAAAGAAAAAGGCACCUCCCAAGAACAAAAAGGCGAAAGAGGUAGUAAAGGCCAAACCAGAGGAGAAGAAGAAGAAAGAAGAAAAGGAGGAAGAAGAGGAGGAGGAGGAGGAGAAGGAAGAAGCUCCCGCAGAAAAUGGAGAGGCCAAAGCUGAAGAGCCGGCUGCAGCAGCAGAUGACGCAGACGAAAAGGAGGACGAAGCUGAAGAAGAGGAAGAGGAGGAGGAGGAGAAAGCAGCAGAGUAGUCGUGACACCCCGAAACUCACCUGCCACCGCUCCCUGUACCUCCUUUCUUGUACAAUGCAGAGAUUAUUUUUAUCUACUAUUUUCAUAAGACAGCAAUGUUUUUAGGGACGUGAUUGCAUACAUGCAUUUUAAAAAAAUACUACAAAUUCCAUUUUUCAUGGCUUCUGUGAAGGGAAAGUUUCAGUCAUUGUAUUGGGUUAUCUGUUUGUUUUUGUUUCUCUCUGGCUUUUUAUUUUGCCUUUUUUAGGUUGUAGUUUUCUGCAUAAACGUGCAGUCGUGCCUAUAUCAGGAAUUUUUUUGUUCAGCUUCAACGGCGUUGAGUUUACCUGAGACAUUCCCGAGGCACCUUGAAGCAUUUUGUAACCUGUACUGUUUUGAAACUUAAUACAUCAUAAUACUAUGUGUUUGAUAGGGAAUAGGAUGUUGAAAGUUUGAGAGUUGUGUUCUGUGCUAAGUAAGUCUCGUUUGCAUCAUUUACUUUAAUCAUGUUCACUAGUACUGGAAUUGGUUGGGUUGAUCUUUUUUGUUAAUGCAGUCAGUGAUGGUACAUUUGAGGACUAUUAAAUUGACCCAUACUCUCAGCUGUGCUCACACAAUGCAUUAUGGAGUUAAUUGUACUUGUCAUGCUAUUUUCACUUCAGUGAAAUGGAUGUGCCACACAUUUGUGGCUAUAUCCAUUGUGGUUUUGGGAUUUCUCUACCAAUGUACAGUUUCCUCCUUUUUUUUAAAAAAAAGGAAAAAAAAAAGAAAAAAAAUGUUCUUUGUUAUUAAUGGUAUAAAAUGCCAAUUAAAGUGGGAAUUUCUCUUAAGUGA